Charadrius vociferus (killdeer) is the source of this 1728-nucleotide messenger RNA. RefSeq names its product NME/NM23 family member 8 (gene NME8). The record is from RefSeq and is a predicted model, not a curated record. The coding region runs from base 1 to 1728 and encodes 575 amino acids. Gene Ontology annotation, biological process: CTP biosynthetic process; GTP biosynthetic process; UTP biosynthetic process. The transcript is spliced from 15 exons. Lineage: Eukaryota; Metazoa; Chordata; Aves; Charadriiformes; Charadriidae. Gene Ontology annotation, molecular function: nucleoside diphosphate kinase activity.
AUGGCAGGCAAGAAGAAAGAAACCCAGCUCCAGGCUGUAAUAACUGAUGAAAACCAAUGGGAUGAAAUGUUGCUGAUAAAAGGUGUAGUAGUAAUAGACGUGUAUCAAGCUUGGUGCGGUCCUUGCAAAGCUGUGUUGAAUUUAUUCAGAAAACUGAAGAAUGAUUUUGGUGAAGAUGAUGUGUUGCAUUUUGCAGUGGCAGAGGCUGACAGCAUUCCGGCUCUGCAACCAUUUAGGAAUAAAUGUGAACCUGUGUUUCUUUUUUGUGUUAAUGGCAAAAUUAUUGCAAUAGUGAGAGGUGUAAAUGCUCCUCUUAUAAGUAAGAAAAUAACCGAGCUAGUGCAAGAAGAGAGGAAAAUUGCAGCUGGACAGAAGGAACGCUCUGAGGUAGAAGAACUUGUUUUCCUAGAAGAGAAAUCAUCAGAAGAGACUAUUGAGGAGAAUGUACCAGAAGAAGUAGUCAGAUAUUCUGUUGGAAUUAUAAAACCUGAUGAUGUCUUACAGGGACGCGUAGAAGAAAUUAAACAAAAGAUUAGAAAUGCAGGAUUUGGCAUUGAAGCAGAAGAAGAGAAAAUGCUAACUGAAGAGCAAAUCAGAGCGUUCUACGCCCGGAAUAAAGAGCAGCCUGAUUUUGAUGAUUUUGUUCAAUUCAUGAUGAGUGGACCAUGCCAUGUUUUGGUAAUCGCUAAAAAAGAAGCAACUGAUCCUAUUCCUCACUGGAAAGAACUACGUAAAUUGAGUGAGAGUGGGCCUGAUGAGCCUGAGAAGCCAGACAGUUUGGAAGGAACCAUGGAAACUGAGAGUAUAUUAAAUAUAUGUGAUGUGCAAGACAGUGUAGAAGAUGCCAGCAGGCAACUUGCCUUCUUUUUCCCAAAUUUUGAUAAAAACAAGACAGAGCAAAAAGCUGAAAAGACUUUGGCCUUAAUUAGACCUUGUCUGUUAAAGGAAAGACGGAAUUCUAUCAUGCAGAGAAUAAAGGAUGAUGGCUUCAAAAUAGCAAUGCAGAAAGAAAUAAUCUUAUCUGAAGAACAAACACGUGAAUUUUACAAAGAGCACGAAAAUGAAGACUAUUUCCCAAUCCUUCUAGAGCAAAUGACCAGUGGUCCAACUCUAGUACUUGCUCUAACACGAGAAAAUGCUAUAGCACACUGGAGAGAUCUAUUAGGCCCAAAGACUGUUGAAGAGGCUCAGAAGGAAAAUCCAAACAGUUUACGUGCAAAGUAUGCAGUCAACAAUGUACCUAUUGGUCAGCUGCAUGGUAGUUCUACGCCCGAUGAUGCUCAGAAGGAAUUACAGUUCUUCUUCCCUCAGGAGCACACACUGGCGUUAAUCAAACCUGAUGCUGCUAAGAAGCAUAAAGAUGACAUUAUGCAAAAAGUUAAAGAUGCUGGAUUUACCAUCUCAAAGAUUAAAGAAGAAGCUUUGACUCGUGAAAUGGCUACACAGUUUUAUAAGGAUCACUCAGGAAAACCCUUUUUUGAAGAGUUAGUGACUUGUAUGACUGAGGGUCCAUCGGUGGUAAUGAUCUUAACCAAGGAAAAUGCUGUGGAAGAGUGGAGGCAACUAAUGGGUCCAGCUGAUCCUGAAGUGGCAAAAGAGACCUCUCCCGAAUCAAUUCGAGCUCAGUUUGCACGAGAUAUUUUGUGCAAUGCUGUUCAUGGAUCAUCUAAUAGAAAACAUGCACUGGAAAGCAUUGAGUGUGUAUUUGGAGAGAUUGAUAUAGAUUGA